Molecule: messenger RNA, 2703 nt
Organism: Belonocnema kinseyi
Lineage: Eukaryota; Metazoa; Arthropoda; Insecta; Hymenoptera; Cynipidae
Gene: Vsp37A
Product: vacuolar protein sorting-associated protein 37A
Exons: 5
Coding region: 70-1332 (420 amino acids)
Biological process (GO): protein targeting to vacuole; ubiquitin-dependent protein catabolic process via the multivesicular body sorting pathway; protein targeting to membrane
Cellular component (GO): ESCRT I complex
Source: RefSeq, a predicted model, not a curated record
UGCUGGUUGGUUACUUUGACAGUGGUAGACGGAUAAAGCGAAUGAUUUAUCCAAAAUUAAGGCAUUUAAAUGAUAUCGCGAAUAUUCCGUGGAGAAAAUGAGAAUGCCGCCGUCAAGAGAAAACGACAAAUCGACACCCUGAAAAUUUUUAAUGACCAUGUGUUAGAAUUAAGAGAAGAUGUGGAAUACCAAGUACAAUUUGACGCUGGAGAUAGGCGAAUGGCCAUUUUGGUCUCGCUCUCACCGGAAUUUCCUUUGGAAAAGCCAGUACUCAGAGUAUCGCCUGCGAUAACGCAUCCUUGGUGUAAUGAGCACAGUGAAAUCACAAGUGCGCCGGGUUUACUGAACUUCACAGUUCACAGCGACCUUGGCCGCGUUGUCCAGGCAAUUAUCAGAGAAUUCAGCAGAAACCCACCGCAACUUAUAGAAGAUAAUUCACCACCGUCUGCUAUACCACAAAUAGAUUUAGCCGAUAGAGCUUCACCGUCCUAUGCUUUGAAACCAUAUUCCGAGCUCCCAUCAACUUCUUAUAAUUCCUACUACAAUUCUCAAUACCCGCAGUUUUCCUCGCCGGGUACAAAUCCCGGAGUCUAUAAUUACAACUACACGAAUUCCGGCAAUGCCUACAUCUCAGAUAGUCAGUCUCAAUCCUGCGCAGCUUCGUCGCUUCACUCGACAUACGCCACAAGCUCCAGGAGUCUGCAUAAUUCCAACCCAGUUCAAUAUACGACAAAUCCGCACGCGAAAACCUAUUCGAAUUUGCAUCAGAUGAAUGCAAACAUCCAGCAAUCGAUGCAAAGUCAAAUGCAGUCCCAAACACCGCAGUGCACGUUUUUUCCCGAGUUGCAUAAUUUAACGAAUGAGGAAUUGAAACAGUUGAACGAAGAUGAGGAAAAAUUGGACGAGUUUUUAGAAGAGCACUCGCAGUUGAAAGACAUCGAUGCUGCGGUUGAGGACACGAUUGAUUGGGUAGAGAAAACUGCCGCGUCAAAUUUAACCAAAGAAGAAGAAUUAAAACAGCUGCAGGAGGAGGUUGGGAGCAAAGUGGAGACCGUGAAAGAACUUAAAGCCCGCUACGAUCAAUUAAUCCGGAAAUAUAAUAAAUUAUCCGAAGUGUUCACACCUGACCACAUAAAAGAGUGCCUGCAAAAGGCAGCGGAUGAGAGUCACGAGAAAAGUGAGAAAAUAGCCGAAGACUUUUUAAACAGGAAGAUUGACGUGGAACGCUUUCUCAGCACCUACAUUGAGUGUCGGAAGCUGGGCCAAGCUAGAAGAACCAAGGAAGAGAAACUCGCUCAUCAGUUAAACGAACUGAAACGAGCUGGUUAUUAAAAUUGUAAACACUGUAAUUUCCAUUCUACGAAAGCGAACAAACUGUACAUAUCUUUUUAGUUCAAUUAAACGAUCUUCUCUAUUACAGUCCUUCCCGAAUUCGUUGAACGUGCGUUCGUUCUGACGAAAAACAAUCGCGCCUUAGUAGCUUCAAUUAACUCAAGUCUUGAUUUAACUUGAAAAACGAUGCUUUAAGAAAUAACAAAUAUAAAAAUAAAGGAACUGAAAUUGGAGUAAUUCCUUGCGAAGUAUUCAACAUUCCAACGGAAACUCUGAAUGGAGAAUUCGCUCUCGUAAAAUUUUUUUACAUAAUUUAAGUUUUGUACCGCGUCCGAGCCUGUCUAAAAUAUAAAUGAUAAAAGUUAUAUUCGUGACUUUUGUACUUGUAUAUUAAAAUUUUUUGUCAUCGAAUCACUGUCGCUUGCACUCGCGGAGGUACCGCGUUAAAUUCGAGAGUUUUUCGAGGAGAGCCACUUUGUGAUAAAAGCAGUUGCCAGCACAUUAGGUCAAAUGCAGCGAAUUUUGAGAAUCACUUACCCUUAUUCGAGAAUAAGUGAUUUGAUGUUUCGAGUAUAAUAAAUAGAAGUGUUCUAGAAGUCAGUCAACCUUGAUUGGACAUAGAUUAUAUCGUAAUAUGAAAAAAAUGCUCUAAGAUAAUAUUAUUUAAGCUGUUGUGCUGUGAGAGGUACGUGUUCUCAUUUCGACGAGACACUUUUUUACAAUGUAAAUAAGAAUUUGAGAGUGCGAUUAAAUGAUUUUUUAAGUCUUUGCAACUUCACGAUACGGUUAUGUAGUAAUCUAAUGGAUUUUCCUUAUAUUGUAAAAUAUUACAUAGAUGUAUGUACAGGAUCGUAGUGAAACUACAGAGUUUCUCUAAAGUUCCAAAUCAACGGCAAUAUUGUGUAGAAAAUGCAAAAAAUUCCACUUUGAAAUUCUAUUUAGCGUCGCUUUACUAUCCACGUUUUCAUAUUACUUCAAGCUUAUGACAAAAGUAUCGCUUUAAAUAAUUUAACAUUUGAUAUUUAAGUCUUGAGUGUGCCUGAAUAACCCCUUUCCUGGGCGGGAAUAUCGACAUUACAGUAUUGAAAAUAGGACUACGUUUUUACUCGUUUAAAAGAACCCGUUUUAUACUUUAGAUAUUUUUAAUAUAUGAAAUCUGUCAUUGAUUUCGUCAAGUACUUCAUAUCUUUUACUGGUCAGUGAUGGCGAAUGCUCGACUUUAGUAUUUAAAUUUCAAAACAUGACCGUUUCUAUUCAUAAGAAAUUCACUUGAUGUGCGAUGCUUUAUAAUUCUACAAUAUUCCAUUUCCUCUACAAUAAACACUGAUGACUGUAUUAUAAACGAUUUCGGAAAAUAUAAAGGAAAAUAUU